This is a messenger RNA of Harmonia axyridis, 3119 nucleotides long. RefSeq lists its product as uncharacterized. The transcript has 10 exons. Bases 213 to 2882 code for a protein of 889 amino acids. The record is from RefSeq and is a predicted model, not a curated record. Lineage: Eukaryota; Metazoa; Arthropoda; Insecta; Coleoptera; Coccinellidae. Gene Ontology annotation, molecular function: RNA polymerase II cis-regulatory region sequence-specific DNA binding; DNA-binding transcription factor activity, RNA polymerase II-specific. Gene Ontology annotation, cellular component: nucleus. Gene Ontology annotation, biological process: regulation of transcription by RNA polymerase II.
UACUUAAAAUUUUGUGUCCUAACCUACAAUUCUUAAUUAUAACGUUUUUCCAAUGUGUUUGAAAAUAUCUUCAGCUUUUUGGUAUUCCAAUAUUAUUUUUAUAAUUUAUAAUCGAGUUAGAACAGUGAAUGAAAAAUUUAUUGUAUAUGAAUAAUACAAUAUCUGUGUUUUUCAAAGAAGAUACUUAAAAAUAAUUGGAUGGAAGUUACAAAAUGAAAAAAAGUAAACAAACAGAAACAACUUCUAAUUUUCCAAAUAAACAUUCUAAAUUCGCUAUUGAAAACAGCGAAUGGUUUCCAAAUAAUAUGGCAUCUAAGGAAAUAACACCUUCAAAUGAAACAACCAAUAAUAAACUGUUGAAAAAAAAUUUGAAGAGCCCCAAAGAAAUGAAAUAUCAUAGCGAUUUAUCUGAAUCUUCAGGAUGCGAAGUAAAAAGAAAAAAAAAGAAAUCCAAGAAUAUUUCGAGUGAAAUCAAUAUGGACAUUGAUAAGGCAAGUUCCAGUAUAGCACAUAAUGCUGGUAAUGAACCGAAUAAUUCAGAAGAAUCGAAUAGUGAACUAAAAUUGAAAACUGCAAGUAAAUCUAAAAAAAAAUCUAUUGUAUCACAGGACAUGUUUGAAGGUAGCUCAAAUGAAAUUGAUAUCAACAAUUGUUCAACUAGUUCAACUGAGAAGUUUUUCCCAUUAAAUCAAGAAGCGGAGAAAAUUUAUAUUAAGAAGAGAAAAAAGAAACUGGAGAAUGAUAGCCCCAAGAAAAAGUCAAAAAAACAUAAAACUAUUGAAAACUCAAUUCUAGAAACUGAUAUGGAUGAAAAUGCAAUGUUUUCUUCUAAUGAAGCAAUGAUAAAAGAGGAAAAGAGCAAGAAAAAGGAAAAACAUCAUGGCGAUAUAAAAAAUAAACGAAAAUCUCAAGAUAGUGAAAUGAAAGAAAGUAUUGCAAAUAAUCAAACAAAAAACGAAAUGGAUACUCCAUGUUACGACAUUAAUAUUAAGACGGAGAGUCCAAAAAAAAAGCAUAAAAAACAUAAAACUUUAGACAGUGAGACCGAUAAUGAAAAUGGAACUACCAAAAUAACGGUUAGAGAAAAAGAUUUGUGCAGUGAAGUUAGAAAUGAUUCUCUUUCUGAUUUUGAAACUAUUCGUGUGAAGAAAAAAAAGAGUAAGAUCGAUAAUGAAAAUGGAAGUACUAAAACAGAAGUUGUAGUAAAAGAUUCGUGUGGUGAAGACAGAAAUAAUAAGACUUCUUCUCUUUCUGAUUUAGAAACUAUUCAUGUCAAGAAAAAAAGAAAACUUCAUGCAAAGGAAUUAGCUAGGGAAAAGGAGAAAUGUCAAAAUGAUUCAGCUUGUUCCAUAGUGGAUGGAUUACUGAAAAAACUUGAUGCAAUUAACUCAUCGCGUGAAAAAAAUUCACCCAUUAAAAAGGACACAAUUCACAAAUCUUCAAAAGAUGAAAUUGAAGAGUUUUUGUAUGCAGGGAAAGGCAAAAAGGAUAACUCGGUAAUUGAUGAGUCGACAGCAAAAUCUUCUAUAAGUCUCAAAACUAAUAGUGUCAUGGAAUUAGAUAAAACUACAAAUGUUCCUUCAAUACCUGAUUCAGUUUUGGACAAUUUGCUGCUAAAAUGCGAUGAAAUUGUGCAAGAAGAUAAAGAUAAAUGUUCACAAUUUGAAAAACUAGAGAAAGAAUUCAUUAAAGAAAUGUUCAAUAAUGAAAGAAAGCGUCAUCAAGAAACAGCAUUUGGUAGUGACAAAAAGAAAGAGGUUAUCGAAUUAAUGAAGGAUACAACAAUGUCUGUAGAAGAAUUGAAGGAAAAAUUAGAUAUCACAACUGAUUAUGAUAUGGUGGACCAAUUGAAAUGCAUUGAUAUUGAAUUGCCUUGUUCUUUACCUCUUGUACAUAAAAUUGCUCGCCAAGUAGGUAAUGCUCCUUCUCCUGAGCAAAGACAGGCCCUUGAAGAUGCAGGUAUAAAAUUAAAAUUGGGAAAAUUUACCAAGGAAGAAGAUGAGAAAAUAAAGAAUAAUUGGCUUUUGUUCUGUAAGCUUCAUAGAUGGGACAAAGAUAGUCCAGAGCUCUUUCUGAAGGGUAGCACGAAGUCCACGCAUGGUGUUCUACCCUUUAAAACAUUCAAAAAAUUUUGCCAAUUCAUUUCCCACAACUUUGAAGAUAGAAUUAUGCAUAACAUUUAUUUACGUUUUCAAAGGUUAUACUCUGAGAAAGUAAACAGUUUCACACCUGAAGACGAUGCAAUAAUUAUGGAGUACAAGAAUAAUUCUAAUACAACCCAACCUUUUGCUGAUAUUGCAGUGUUAUUGAAAAGAUCGCGUCUAUCAGUACUGAAAAGAUAUAAGCAACUUGAAAUGCUGAAAAAAUUUGAUAGUGGAAAGAUUGAAUGGAACAAAUAUCUAAUCAAACAACUUUUAGUCAAUUUACUCACAGUUACUGGUUCUAAGAGAGUUUCAGAUUUGAAAGAACGGCGCAUCACGGCAGAAGAAUGGGAAAAGAUAGCCAUAGCAAUGGAUAUACCUGUUAUAAAGCUGACCAGAGUUUGGCAAAAGGAUUUAUAUACGAGAUGUCUCAAUCCUAAUUAUGAGGAUGAAUGUCGAGAUGUGAGAAAUGAACUGAUAGAUCUCUUAUAUAAAAAAAAAUAUAAUGAUUGGCGAGAAGUUGAUUGGAACGAACUAGCCGAAAAGUUCCAUUCAUAUAAUGGUCAAAGGUUAUACAAAAUGUUUCAUGAUAUUAUUAGAAGUAAGGUGCCAAAAGAUGAUCACAAGGAUUUGAGAGCUUGUGUAGAAUGCCUGAAGGAAAAUCCUCCAACUACUAAAAGAAAAAACAAAUUUUGUUUUGUCAGUGAAAUAUUGAAGGAACUAGAAGAACAUGAAGAUUGAAUUUGCCAUGAGAGAAAAUGAAGGAUAAUGAGUAUUUUUGCUUAUUAUCAAAAGCUUUAUUAAAUUUUUGGUUUUAUAUAGGUUCAUAUACAUAUAAGUAUAAUGAUUUAUUUUUUUUUAUUUGUAGUGAUUAGUUCUGUAUAUUUUGUAAUAAUAAUACUUUGAAAUAUGAAUUUUCAAUUGUGAUGAUUCUUAAAAAUCAAUAUCAGCAAUAAAAGAAACCUUGGGACUACAAAA